AUGGCGGAUUCUGCUGCAGAAAACAUGCCCUUCCUGCAUGACACCGACAUUGAAGCUGACCUCAACGAGGGCAACUUGUCCAAUAACCCAUCGCGUCUUGACCGCUUUCGCCGGCGCCUCAGAAAGCUAUUAGAAUCCCACUGGGCGCACAUUCUCGUAUUCGCGCUCGUUCUGAUAGAUCUCACCUGUGUAUUAACAGAAAUCAUUGUUACCUUCCUCGAGACACCCGAAUGCGACGAACAGGGUAAACCACAUGUGGGUGGAGGAGAGCCAGUUUGGUUGGAAACCCUCACAGCCAUCAGCCUGACCAUCCUUUGGGUGUUUGUGGCCGAGCAUCUCCUCCGACUGUUUGCUUUUGGGAUUUGUUACUAUAUUAGAAAACCUUUGCAUUUAUUUGACUUUCUCGUUGUUGUGGGAUCACUUGUUGCCGAAAUGGUUUUGAAGGGGAAGGCACGAGAGGUGGCUGGGCUCCUUAUUGUCCUCAGGUGCUGGCGCCUUGUGAGGAUCAUAGAUGGGGUUGCCGAGGCGGUGAGCUCGAAGAAGGACGAACAAAUUGCGGAUCUGAGGGAAGAGGUGAAACGCCUAAAGAAUGAGGCCGCUCAGCUACGGCAGCGUCUCGGAAGGCUCAAUGGGGACGGGUCUCAGAACACACUAGAUGGGCACGCAGACACAAGCGGGGAGUAG
This is a messenger RNA of Spizellomyces punctatus DAOM BR117, 684 nucleotides long. RefSeq lists its product as uncharacterized. Gene Ontology annotation, biological process: proton transmembrane transport. Lineage: Eukaryota; Fungi; Chytridiomycota; Chytridiomycetes; Spizellomycetales; Spizellomycetaceae. The record is from RefSeq and is a predicted model, not a curated record. Gene Ontology annotation, molecular function: voltage-gated proton channel activity. The transcript has a single exon. Gene Ontology annotation, cellular component: plasma membrane. The coding region runs from base 1 to 684 and encodes 227 amino acids.